Molecule: messenger RNA, 636 nt
Organism: Fusarium verticillioides 7600
Lineage: Eukaryota; Fungi; Ascomycota; Sordariomycetes; Hypocreales; Nectriaceae
Exons: 4
Coding region: 1-636 (211 amino acids)
Cellular component (GO): membrane
Molecular function (GO): transmembrane transporter activity
Source: RefSeq, a predicted model, not a curated record
AUGACUGAACAGGAGAGGCAACGAUGUAUCCAGCGAAUGGCCGAUGAAGGCCGAGACGCUGAAAAUUUUCACUGGGAUCAUGCACUUAUCAAGCAGGUUCUGACAUCUUCGCAACUUUAUGAGUUUUGCCUUGCAUGGGCGUUCAUGGAACUCACUUGUGGUGUAAACCUCCAGCGAUGGAUGACACUGUGGAUCAAGUCUCUCCGAGUUGAUGAAAAGCCCAAGUACAGCACCGAGAAAGUCAACGCGAUUCCUACGGCGGUCGGAUGUACAGGCCUUGUCUGGAUGCUUCUCAGUGCAUUCAUUGCAGAUAGAUUUCAGAAUCGGGCUCUCCUGAUCUGCAUUCCGGGCUGCGUACAGCUGUUCAGCUACAUCGUGCUUUUAGUCUGGCCAGACAACAAGUCUUACGUGAUGGCAGCUUAUUACCUCGCCAGUGCAUACAGUGCGCUAUCCCCGUUGAUAUCUGCCUGGUUGAAUUCGAGUUGCGGCGGGAAGAAGCAGCUUCGCGCCCUAAUAAUGGGACUGAUGAUCUCGAUUGGGUAUGACGUUGAAACUGUUGCUCAGCAAAAGAUUUUUCUUAUUUCGCAGACCCCGAAGUUCAAGCAGACUCAUGGAUAUGCAUUUGGGAUUGCAUGA